AUGUCGCUUUCAAACUUUAGUCCGUCUUUCCCUCCAUAUCUUACAAAAGAAUUUUUUUUAAAAAAAAAAAGAAAUGGAGAGUAUCAAACUAAAGCGCCGAAUGCGUUCAUUAUAUUUCGAGCAUGUCUUGCGGCAGAAACAAAGGAUAAAAAGCUUCAAAUAGGUGACGCUACUAAAAUUUCUGCCCUUGCUAAAUGGCAUUGGAAAACGCUAGAUAAAGUUAAAAGAGAAGCCUACAUCAACAUUUCGUCCGGGUUAAAAGAACUUCCGUUUAUCGUUAAAACCUUGCCCAGGAAGCAGGAUUAUCAAAAGAAAAUAAAUGGAAAGGAUCAAAGUAAAGCACCGAAUGCGUUCCUUAUAUUUCGAGCAUGUGUCGUAGCAGAAAUAAAGGAUCGAAAGCUUCAGAUAAGAAAAAUUCCCACCGUUGCUAAAAAUCUGUGGAAAACGUUACCUGAAUAUCAAAAAAUUGCCUACAAAAAAAUUUCAUCCGGAUUACAAGAAUUUCAUUUAUCUAGAAUUUCUAAUCAUCAAGACGAAUCCUCGAAUUGUCAAGGAUAUCAACAAGGCGUUUCUAAUCAUCAAGGAUGUCAUCAAGACGAAUAUUUACAACAUUCUAAUCGUCAAGAAUAUCAACAAGGCGUUUCUAAUUAUCAAGGAUGUCAUCAAGACCAAUCCUUCCAACAUUCUAACCAAGACGCAUCCUUUCAAAAUUCUAGUCGUCUGGAAUAUGCUCAAAACUAUCAAGAAGAAUCCUUCCAAAAUUAUAAUCAUCAAAGCGUUUCGUAUCAUCAAGACGUUUCUAUUCGUCAAGAAUGUCAUCAAGAUGAAUCCUUCCAAAAUUCUAGUCAUCAGGAAUAUAAUCAAGUUACUUCUAAUUAUCAAGAGUGUCAAUCCUCCCAAAACUCUAGUUAUCAAGGAUAUCAUCAAGAAAUUUCUAAUCAUCAAGGAUAUCAACAAGGUGUUUUUAAUCAACAAGGAUGCCAUCAAGACGAAUCCUUCCAAAAUUCUAAUCAUCAGGAAUAUCAUCAAGGCGAAUCUUUCCAAAAUUCUAAUUGUCAAGGAUAUAAACAAGGAAGUCAUCAAGACGAAGCCUUCCAAAAUUCUAAUCAUCAGGAACAUCAUCAAGGCGAAUCUUUCCAAAAUUCCAAUUGUCAAGGAUAUCAACAAGAAGAUUCUAAUCAACAAGGAAGUCAUCAAGACGAAGUCUUCCAAAAUCCUAAUCAUGAAAGCAUUCCAAAUCAACAAGAAUGUCAUCAAGAUGAAUCUUUCCAAAAUUCUAAUAGUCAAGGUUCCCACCAAGGCCUUUCUAAUCACCAAACUUUUAAUCAUCAGGAAGAUCAUCAAGGAUAUUAUCAAGAUGCAUCCUUGCAAAAUUCUCGUCAUCAGGAAUAUUAUCAAGACCAUCAAGACGAAUCAUUCCAAACUUCUAAUCAUCAUGAAUAUCAUCAAGGCGAAUCUUUCCAAAAUUCCAAUUGUCAAGGAUAUCAACAAGAAGAUUCUAAUCAACAAGGAUGUCAUCAAGACGAAGCUUUCCAAAAUCCUAAUUAUCAAAGCAUUCCAAAUCAACAAGGAUGUCAUCAAGACGAAUCUUUUCAAAAUUCUAAUAGUCAAGGAUAUCACCAAGGCCUUUCUAAUCACCAAACUUCUAACCAUCAGGAAGAUUAUCAAGGAUAUUAUCAAGACGCAUCCUUGCAAAAUUCCCGUCAUCGGGAAUAUGAUCAAGACCAUCAAGACGAAUCCUUCCAAAAUUCUAAUCAUCAUGAAUAUCAAGGCGAAUCUUUCCAAAAUUCCAAUUGUCAAGGAUAUCAACAAGAUUCUAAUCAACAAGGAUGCCACCAAGACGAAGCCUUCCAAAAUCCUAAUCAUCAAAGCAUUCCAAAUCAACAAGGAUAUCAUCAAGACGAAUCUUUCCAAAAUUCUAAUAGUCAAAGAUACCACCAAGGCCUUUCUAAUCACCAAAAUUCUAAUUAUCAGGAAGAUCAUCAAGGGUAUUAUCAAGACGCAUCCUUUCAAAAUUCUCGUCAUCAGGAAUAUUAUCAAGACCAUCAAGACGAAUCCUUCCAAAAUUCUAAUCAAAGCGUUUCAAAUCAACAAGGAUGUCGUCAAGACGAAUUCUUCCAAAUUUCUAACCAUCAAGGAUAUCGUCAAGAUGAAUUGGACGUCUCUAAUCACCAAGAAUAUCAUCAAAACGAAUCCUUUCAAAAUUCUCGUCAUCUGGAAUAUGAUCAAGACCAUCAGGACGAAUACCUACAAAGUUCUAAUCAUCAAAGAGCUUCUAAUCAACAAGGAUGUCAUCAAGACGCGUCCUUUCAAAAUUCUAGUUAUUGA
Messenger RNA from Ambispora gerdemannii, 2328 nucleotides. Lineage: Eukaryota; Fungi; Glomeromycota; Glomeromycetes; Archaeosporales; Ambisporaceae. The record is from the annotation of a GenBank genome assembly.